Branchiostoma floridae (Florida lancelet) is the source of this 4619-nucleotide messenger RNA. Its product is annotated as signal peptide peptidase-like 3. Gene Ontology annotation, cellular component: lumenal side of endoplasmic reticulum membrane; Golgi-associated vesicle membrane; cytoplasmic side of endoplasmic reticulum membrane. The record is from RefSeq and is a predicted model, not a curated record. Lineage: Eukaryota; Metazoa; Chordata; Leptocardii; Amphioxiformes; Branchiostomatidae. Gene Ontology annotation, molecular function: aspartic endopeptidase activity, intramembrane cleaving. The transcript has 13 exons. Bases 363 to 1538 code for a protein of 391 amino acids. Gene Ontology annotation, biological process: membrane protein proteolysis.
GUGCUUCGAGGUCUGAUCCUGGCCUGAAACCUGACGUAAAAAAGAUAGAUUUUUACCUUGUAUUUUGCUCAAAUCAUGUAAUUGAACAGCUGCAGAAGAUGCCACAGGAGUCCACCCGUCUAUUUAGAGGAGAAGAAUAGCUCUAAAGAGUUUCCCGGUGCAGAGAUUCGACUCGGAAAAUCGGCGAAUUCUGCAGACGAUAGAGGGAGACCGGGGACGAAGGGAAGGUCCGGCCAUUUUUUUCCCCGUGACAUUUUCCCGGACUUUGUGUAUCGGAGCCGCCACAUGAACAGAUGACCGCGGUUUUAUAGCGACCAAAACUCUUGCAAUUCAUUCUGUGUGGAGCUGGGUAGCUUGGGAAGAUGUCGGAUACGAAUUAUGACUGGGCGUACUCGCUGGUGGACUCAUCACGGGUGUCCACGUUUCUCAUCUCCAUACUUCUCAUCGUCUACGGAAGUUUCAGGUCCCUGAACAUGGACCAGGAAGAGAACCAAGAGAAGGACCAGGAUAGUCUACUUUCCACAUCUGCAACACCUGCAAAUAAACAGAAUGAAAAUGGUCCGUUCUCCCCCGCAGGUGUGCAGACCAUUGACUCCACCCAGGCCAUGUUCCUGCCUAUCGGAGCCUCUGUCUCUCUCCUCGUCAUGUUCUUCUUCUUCGACUCCAUGCAGGUGGUCUUCGCUCUAUGUACAGCCGUUUUAGCCACAGUGGCGUUUGCAUUCCUGCUCCUGCCCAUGUGUCAGUACCUUAUACGGCCAUGCUCAAGCGGAACCAAGAUAUCGUUUGGAUGCUGUGGCAGAUUCACGGCUGCAGAACUGAUGUCGUUUGCCAUUUCCAUGGGGAUAGUAUUUAUAUGGAUCUUCACAGGCCAUUGGUUACUUAUGGACGCCCUGGCGAUGGGCCUGUGUGUGGCCAUGAUAGCGUUUGUCCGUCUUCCCAGCCUGAAGGUCUCCACACUGCUGUUGUCGGGCCUGCUUAUUUAUGACGUCUUUUGGGUGUUUUUCUCUACGUACAUCUUUAAUGCCAACGUGAUGGUCAAGGUGGCAACAAGACCUGCAGAAAAUCCGGUUGGAAUUGUUGCACAGAAGUUGAACCUGCCGCGGGCUGUCAAGGAUGCUCCUCAACUGUCCUUACCUGGAAAACUAGUGUUCCCGAGUUACCACAACAACGGACACUUCUCGAUGUUAGGACUUGGAGACAUUGUGAUGCCAGGCCUGUUGCUGUGCUUCGUGAUGCGGUAUGACCACUGGAAGAAGAAGCACGGAGUCCAGGAACAGCCGCCCAAACCCAUGGUCCCCAACCUGACUGUUGUACACAAGCUGACUUACUUUCACUGCUCUCUUAUAGGAUACUUCAUAGGGUUACUGACGGCAACGAUAGCAUCAGAGGUGUACCGUGCGGCCCAGCCUGCCCUGCUGUACCUGGUACCGUUCACGCUACUCCCUCUCCUCACCAUGGCUUACCUAAAAGGCGAUUUGAAACGGAUGUGGAACGAGCCUUUCCUGGCUCCGACUCUGCCCAAGUACCUGGAGGUAUGACACAGCACCGAGGUAGGCUCACAGCCACGACAGAUUCCAUGGAUUUGAGUUUUAUUCCAGUAGACAUUGCAACAUUUCCAAAAGAAAAUCAUCAUCAAAGUUAUUGCAAAAACAGAGGAGCAAAAAAAAAGGAAAGAAAGUUACAGUCUGCCUCUGACGUGUACAGGACACCCACUGCACAUCGGUGAAAGAAGAAAUAUUUGGGAUGGAAGAAGCUCUUUGUGAACAUGACAACAGAGGAUAUAGCAUAUUAGUUCUCAGACAGUGUACCGGAAAGGAGCGACAAACCAAGAAGCAAGCUUCGUCUGGAAAUUUGGAAAAGAGGACAGCAUUUUCACCCAUGGUGUCAUGUCAGAAACAAAAUUGCAAUGUCGAGAGCCAUCAUGAAAAAAAAUGUAUCCGGAUUAUGAAUGUUCAACUGUUCAUGGAUAUAUUUUGUUGUCUGGAAGGAAAGGUGAUUUUAUUGUAUUGUUCGCACCUUUUUUUCUUUUAGGCCAGUAAAAGUGUGUCUCUCCCUUUGCUUAUGUGAGUGUAGCGCUCAAACAUACCAUUUCACAUCCUCCUCCUUCAAUAAAAACAUACUUGCUUGGCUCGUUAGGUAUCUUAUAAGAGACUCUGCAUUGUGAAUAUUGUAGACAUAUUAUAGGGUGGCGUAUCUGCUCGAAGUCUCCGCCUCCAAAGACAAAAUAAUCCCAGAUAUAUGCGGAUAUCCCUUCCCGUAUCUGUCCCCGUUGUGCAGUCCCUGUGGGCAGAAGGUAUUAUCUGACAGUGUGUAGUAUAAAGUGAAUACUGUGCAUCUAUUAACUAUGUCUAGAUUAAUAUGUAAAGAAAGUUAGGAUAUUGUCAUGUAUAUGAAUAGGAAAUUCAAUGUUUUUAAACUUCAGCUUCAGAGUGACUCUGUAUUGUCUUAUAAGCUUUUAUUGGUUGUGCAUUAUUACGAUUAUCGCGAUUCUUAUUGCAGGUCAGAUGUUUCACAUUGAUUGUAGAACGAGGCAAAUCAUGGACGAAGAAUACCUUUAAGAUUUUGUAUUUGAUGAUGUGAAGGAUAGCAUCUUAUAGUGAUUGCUGUCUGUUCUAUUAAAAAGUAGCGAGACUUAGGGAAUACGUAUAGUUAAGUCAUGUUUUCCAUUUCCAGAACUAUGAAGUUCUCUCUGCUAGCGGACGUAAUUGAUAUGUAUUUAUGUCUAUGAUGAUGACGAAUCAGUGCAACAUAUAACCAGUGUAUAGUAAACUGCAGAUGGAGCAAAUGAACCCUUCUCUCUCUCUGUAGAUUACCUCUGAUCUUCCAUGUAAGGUUUGCUGUUGUGAGUCUGUCUAGUGCUACUCUCCAAGCAGAAGUCGGGUUGCAGAGAUAGUAGUAGUCAAGAUAUUUACCCAUGGAGCAAACCGGUAAAAAUCCUGACUACUACUAUCUCCCUGACCCAACCUCUGCUUGGAUAAUAGUCUUGUGCUCUUGUCAAUGUUAGUUUCAAGGAGAGGAGGUUUUGAAACAAGAAAACUUACUCAAAACAUCAGUGUCUCAAUAGAUUAGUCGAUCAUCAGAACAAGCUAGUUCCUUUCUUAAGGUCCAUAAAUUGACUUAAGUUUUUACUCAUAUGGAUGGAGACUAAAAGAGUGGCAUCGUGUUUGCGUAAGUUGCAAUUACAGUGUUUGGACCAGAAACCAAAGCCCCUGCACAGUUCUGUCUAACCAUGCCAAGUGGGUGCAUUGGUGAUGUUCUUAAGUGCCCCCUAGCAGUUUGUGAUAGAAAUGCAUGCCUCAGAUUCAGUAGUAUCUUUAAUGUUGGCUAUAUUUGCAAACAAAGCUGAUUGUGCCCCACCUUUCCUCUCCCUGAUGUUAACAUUGACGAGUAAAUCACAGAUAGUCUGCAAUAGAAAUGUAGCCUAGUAUCUAGGCAUUGCGAGCUGCUGUUCAAGAUAUAUGGGAACUGGGAAAAGCCUCUAUAGGCUCUACAUUUUACCUGUACACAGUCGUCUCACUAUGGCAGUAUAGUAUAGAACAUUUAGACAAUGUACAUUCAUAAAUUCUGGUGCUCCUUUUAUUGACCUUACAGUCUUCUUUCCUUAACACAGUACAUAGUAUGAAUUGUGAUGCAAUAGCUCCCACAGCACAAUUCUAGCGUGAUGGUGUAGAACACAUGUACACAUGAUAAAGGCGUUUUUAAAAUGUUUUAGCUGUGUGACUGUAUAGUGUUAAAAUGUUGAGAUAAAAAGUGAAGCUAUUGGUAUGCAUUCAUUUUCUUUGCCCAUUUGAGUUGUUCUGUUGAUGUUAAACAUGCGGUACAACACUGCGAUACAAUUCGUGUAAACUCUAAGUUAUAUCUUCACAAAAAAGCAUUACACUAAUUUUAUUCACAUUUCUGAAGGAUUGGCCUUGUGAAAUUAUUCAGCAUUUCCAUUGUUUGGUGCUUACAUACAAGGAUGCAACUGCAAUAUUAUACAUAUGAUCACAGAAAUGUUCAAAGAUUGUAUGUGCAUGCUUACAUAGUAUAGUUGCUGUUGUAUAAUAAUGUCACUGACUAUACAUAUGUAUUUGCAGCGUUUAUGGAUAUCUGCAAAGUUUCAGACCACAAAAGCUUCUGUUACAUGUACAUUGCCUCUUUUACUUGAAUCUCUGUCCUUAAAGAUUUAAUGUACUUCCAACGAUACUCGGUCUGUAAAAACUACUUAUCAUCUUCAGUUGGUGGACUUGCUCUUGUCAAGUACUUAGUGAAGGUUCGAAUUUACCUCUCUUUUUGUUAAAUGCAUAUUGUUUUUAUCUUUAGUUGUUGACACGCUGAGACAAAUAACAAGCCAUAAAAGUACAUAUGAAUAUCUCCUGUUAACUGACAGAAGUUUAUAAUUGGUAGCAUGUAUGGAGGAAAUUACAUCAUAGCAGAUAUAAAUAGAAACAUUGGAUUGGUCAAGAUAGGCAGCCACAGUUUUCUUUCUGAUUUGUUUCCAGCCGUGUCUUGUAUAUGGAUGUAAACUUCAAUAACAAGUGUGUAUUAUUUGCAGAUGGGCAGUCACACAAGUAUUAUUAACAUUUUGUACAGUUUUAAUCGUGUCUCCAAAUUAUGAGAAUAAAGAGAUGAAACAGUAA